This is a messenger RNA of Saprolegnia parasitica CBS 223.65, 567 nucleotides long. RefSeq lists its product as hypothetical. Bases 1 to 567 code for a protein of 188 amino acids. The transcript has a single exon. The record is from RefSeq and is a predicted model, not a curated record. Gene Ontology annotation, molecular function: sequence-specific DNA binding; DNA-binding transcription factor activity. Gene Ontology annotation, biological process: regulation of DNA-templated transcription. Lineage: Eukaryota; Oomycota; Saprolegniomycetes; Saprolegniales; Saprolegniaceae.
AUGACGACCUCCAAGAAGACCCGCACCACCGGCGUGCCCAAGUUCCUCCGCCACCUCUACUCCAUUCUCACCACCGAAGACCCCAGCAUCAUCUCGUGGUCGGCCGACGGCGCCGCCAUCCAGCUCUACAGCGUCACGCGCCUCGAGAACGAGGUCCUCCCCAAGUACUUUAAACACAACAAACUCGCGAGCUUCCAGCGCCAGCUCAACUACUUUGGUUUCCGCAAGUGGCACGUGUGCACGUUCAGCCACCCCGAGUUCAACCGCAGCUCGACGCUCGAGACGACGCCGAUUGCCCGCAAGCGCGAGGGCUCGCCGGCGUCGUCGCGGUCAUCGUCGCCGUCCAUGUCGCCACUGAUGAUAGUCGAGAGUCUCUCGGUGAUGGAGCUGCCGUCGCUCGACCUCCUCGAGGACCUCUUUGGGUCGGAUGCGACCAAGCUCGAGGACGAGGACAUGAGCGUGGACGCGGCCGACUGGGCGGUAUGCGCAGACCUGCUGGACGGCAGCGACAGCGACAUGACGUGGCUGUCGACGCUCGCGCCACUCGACUUUAGCCUUGUCGUUUGA